Molecule: messenger RNA, 498 nt
Organism: Suillus subaureus
Lineage: Eukaryota; Fungi; Basidiomycota; Agaricomycetes; Boletales; Suillaceae
Exons: 2
Coding region: 1-498 (165 amino acids)
Source: RefSeq, a predicted model, not a curated record
AUGAGAGGGGAUGAGGAGGAGGUACCAAUCAUCCAGACCCCCCCCCCCCCCCAACAUCAACAUGCAGCAGAUCUGAAUAAUGAAGAUGCCACUAUAACUCCUGGAGAUGAUACCAACUUUGCCCCUUCCAAGAUCAGAUGGGAGACUAUCAAUCAUGAUCACACUACCCCCCUUGUAUCCUGGCUUGCUGUGCAUUCACCUGACUGUCAUGUACUCUUCUCAGACAACAAAAAGCAACAUGACAUGAUGAUUAGCACUAAUCAUCCUUCUGGCAGGAGUAAAGCUGAACUCUACCUUGUAAUUGCCAAGCAUAUAUUUGCCAAUGACCCAGUAUAUGGGCCCCAGUAUGCUGUAGAAGAGAAUAAGCCAAAGUUUGGACAAGCUGUUGCCAAUUGCCUCACAUAUCUCAGGGAGAAGUAUAAGGCUGUGAUUGCUUGGUUUGGGAUGACUGGCACUAGUGUCAACCCUCUUGACCCUCAGGCUAAAGUAAAUCUCUGA